GCCCGAGCGGGUGGAUGACCACAGCCCAUCAACGCUCUUCUUCCCUCACACUGUGACCUGCUCCAAGAUCUUGCCCACCAGCACCAAAUCUCGCACUCAGUCAACCUCGCCCGUAGUCGCCGCGGUAGGCCGCUAUGACAGACCAGAGUGAAGCAGGCCCGUCAUCGCAUUCCCAAUCUAAUCUAGCCAAAUCGCUCGUGGCUGAGCUCCUAGAGCCCGCACGAUCGGCGCGCAAGAGCUCUAUCGGCUCCAAAUUUCACCCUCCUUCGGCGUCGGAGACUUUUCAAAGCCGCAUAGAUGGGCGCAAAUUUCAACUUGGCAAUCCCGAUCGACCUAGGCCCAAGGCGGAGAGGGGCAGUGUUGCGGCUAGGAAGCUGAAGCGGAGGGAAGACAGGCUUGUAAAGAGGGCAAAGAGGAGUGGACAAGGCGCUUUGCCUGUCAAGAGCAAAGACGCCAAAAGGGCGCUCAGCAGAAGCGAGCGGCGACGGUCGGGGCUGGAUGUGAGGAAUGAGCAGCCAAGCUACGAGUCCCUUUUGCCCACCCACUCGCUCUGGACGCAAUACAUCCAGUCAUUGCUGCAGCUGGUGGAUGCCCAAGGUCGUCUCAAUGCGGCAUCGUUUACCAACUCGAACAACACGGCAGAAGAGCCUCUGAUGGUGAAGGACACCGCCAUCGGACUCAUGCAGCAGAACCUGACCAAAGCAGAGCUUGCAGGGGGCCUCGUUAGAGUCACCCGUUCUGCGAAUCCGGCACUAGUUGGUCUGAGCGGUAUCAUCGCCCGAGAGACGGAGCAGACUAUCGUCAUUGUACCUCCACCGCCAGCACCGGCCAACGGCAAGCCCUUUCGCCGGCCAAAGCGGACGACCAAGGUGAUUCCUAAGCACGCCACGGACUUCGUUCUCUCCGUUCCACUCCCCAACAUCGCCAACUCAGAAGCUGCAAGUGUAGAUUCACAGUCGAGGACUCUGGACUUUACAUUGCACGGCUCGCAGCUAAGGUACACGCUUCCUACUCGCGCCACGAGAAAGUGGAAGCAUCGUCGCGUCGACGAGCUGUGAAAAGCAGCGAAAGCUGUCUUGUUUGCUGCCGCGAGUAAACGCCGAUUCCAGUCUGUCGCGCAGUCCGUCUGGCAAUCUCUGGGCCAUGUGGACGACCACACUUUCGUGAGUCCCAGUCGGGCUGCACAGGUCACUCAAUCAAGUCGUCUGACUCUCUGUAAAUGCGAAAAGGACCCUGGAAACUCUAAUGCCAUUCACGCAUGCUGCUCCAACGGGAUUCUGCUCGCCUCGAAUUGGUACCAUCAAGAAGCCAGG
Messenger RNA from Ceraceosorus guamensis, 1313 nucleotides. RefSeq lists its product as hypothetical. Gene Ontology annotation, biological process: rRNA processing; tRNA 5'-leader removal. Gene Ontology annotation, molecular function: ribonuclease P RNA binding. The record is from RefSeq and is a predicted model, not a curated record. Gene Ontology annotation, cellular component: ribonuclease P complex; ribonuclease MRP complex. Bases 135 to 1058 code for a protein of 307 amino acids. The transcript is spliced from 4 exons. NCBI's taxonomy places the organism in Eukaryota, Fungi, Basidiomycota, Exobasidiomycetes, Ceraceosorales, Ceraceosoraceae.